Molecule: messenger RNA, 3631 nt
Organism: Hippocampus zosterae (dwarf seahorse)
Lineage: Eukaryota; Metazoa; Chordata; Actinopteri; Syngnathiformes; Syngnathidae
Gene: dennd1b
Product: DENN/MADD domain containing 1B
Exons: 23
Coding region: 271-2814 (847 amino acids)
Biological process (GO): endocytic recycling; endocytosis
Cellular component (GO): nuclear speck; intracellular membrane-bounded organelle; cytosol
Molecular function (GO): phosphatidylinositol phosphate binding; guanyl-nucleotide exchange factor activity
Source: RefSeq, a predicted model, not a curated record
CACCGUUCAUCUGACAGCACUUCCUGGAGUGAUGUUUGUUGUGGGAAAUAAGCACUGUGCUUUCCGAUUGGGACUGGGCCCACGUUAGCGGAACAAGGACAAAAGAGACACCUUUCUCUCUCAUGUGGAGAUGCGGCAGCUUUCUGCAGGGGCCAGAUAAGUCACAGGGAAGGACUGGGACCAGGACGAAGAGGGGAUCAUUUGUCGGAUAGCUGAGCAGCAGAAACGCCGACACACAGCACGGAGCUGUCGCGAUGCGGUAGCUAAAACAUGGACAGCAGAGUCAAGGAGCACCCAGAGAGAACAUUUGAUCUGGUAGUGCAUGUGGCAUCUCCAGCAACUCAAAAUGGUGAUCCAACCGUGCUGUGGAGCUUCCCCCAGGACUACAUCGACCAGGAGGUGCUUCAGACGAUACCAAAGUUCUGCUUUCCCUUUGACAUGGAAAGACUUUCCCAGAGUCAUGUUGGACAGAACUUCACCUUUGUGCUGACCGACAUUGAUGGCAAGCAGAGGUUCGGGUUCUGUCGUCUUACUCAAGGAUGCAGAGUCUGCAUAUGUCUUCUCAGUUACCUUCCGUGGUUUGAGAUCUACUACAAGCUGUUGAACACCCUUGCAGACUAUCUAACAAGACAACAGAAUAAUGACUUGAAUGACAUGCUGAAUUCUCUGUACGAUCUUCCUGUGCCAAAGCCCUUCACGCCAGUCAACUUGAGUGUGAAUGAGCAGUUGUAUAUUGCCACUGGGCAAGUACUGAGAGAUCAGCGAAGCAAGGAACCGCACUCCUACUUCAUCGCCCCGGAUAUCAAUGGACUGCCAACUAUCCCAGAGAGUAGAAACCUGACAGAAUACUUUGUGGCUGUGGAUGUCAACAACAUGCUGCAACUCUACGGCAGUAUGCUUCACGAGCGGCGCAUCAUCAUUACCUCAAGCAAGCUGAGCACUUUAACCGCGUGUGUCCACGGUGCAGCUGCUUUGCUGUUUCCAAUGUACUGGCAGCAUAUCUUCAUUCCUGUGCUGCCUCCGCAUCUUCUGGACUACUGCUGUGCCCCCAUGCCAUACUUUGUGGGAGUUCAUCUUAGUCUGCUGGAGAGAGUGCGCAGUCGGUCCCUAGAGGACGUGAUCAUCCUGAACGUGGACACCAACACACUGGAGAGUCCCUUUGAUGAUCUGCAUAACCUUCCCAGUGAUGUGGUGUCCUCUUUGAAGAGCAAGCUCAAGAAGCAGUCAACAGCAACAGGGAGUGGCGUGGCACGGGCCUUCCUGAGAGCGCAGGCCGCUCUGUUUGGCUCCUACCGGGACGCCCUCCGAUAUAAACCUGGGGAGCCAAUAACAUUCUGCGAGGAGAGUUUUGUCAGCCAUCGCUCAAGCACGAUGAGAAACUUUUUGUCCAUGGCGGUCAACCUGCAGCUCUUCAAACAGUUCAUCGACGGACGACUGGCCAAAUUGAACGCAGGCCGCGGCUUCACCGACGUGUUUGAAGAAGAGAUCACAGAGGGGGGCUUUUGUGGAAGUAACGCAAAGUCCUACCAGCAGUGGAUGCACACCGUCAAGAGGGGAGGAGCGCUCAUCAACACGGCAGUGACAAAGGCCAAAAGUCAUGCCAAGAGGGGGAUCCGAGACAUUAAAGGACGACUUAAACCACGGGAGGAAGAGGAGGAAGGGAUGACAGUCUGUGCAGGUUCCCCCACUAGUACCAAGAGCCUGUCUCCAAGGCGACUGCAAAGAAUGAGACGGCAAAACUUCAACAAGUCUCCCAUGAGCAAGGGCCCUCCAGAGCUUGGCCUCGGGCUCGAUGAUGAUGAGCUGGACAGCGCUAGCAAGAUCUCAUCAGAGGACAGUGGUGAUGUGCUGUCAUACGCGGAGGACAGCGAUGACUGCUACUCUUUGGAGUUGGACAUGGACUCCUCGCAGUCAGGCAAGAUGAACCUGCUGGAGGAAAUCCUGGACUCUCUGAACACCAGCACGAUGGAGCAAGGCAGGCUCAGUGCAGCCAAGAGCCUGGACUUCUUCAGGUCCAUGGAGGACCUGGACUACGCCCCGAGUAAAUUUAACUCCGCGGGUGACUGUCAGCCGUCAGAGGAAAGGGAUUGUGACGAAGUGGGGGAUCAGGGGGGCUGGAACAUGGGUCAGGAUGACAGCGCAGUCCACGGGAAGCACCUGCCGCCGUCCCCACGCAGAAAGCCUGCCAAGAGCAGCCUAAAAAAUACCCCUGUGCCCCCUGUGCUCGUAACAGAUGAGCAGCCCGGUCCGCGUCCUCUACCUCCAAGGAGACAAGCAGGAGAGUGCUUCUCCUAUAUUCUGUCAACAUCUCAACAAGUUACGGCCACAACGCCAUCUCCAACUUUGUCCCACGCUGCUUCAAUUCCCAACUAUUCUCCAGUGUCGGCGCCCCGCACCCGGACCAUUUCUGAGCCCCCGGCGAGCACCGAGCCCCCUCCCGCCCAGAACCCGACAGGCUCCACCGGCAUCUUGAGGAGGAAAGUGCUCUCCAAGGAGACGGUGAGGCACUACAAGGAGAAAUCUCUGCACAGGCAGGCAAGCAAGGAGAGCAGGGCCAGGAAUAGCCAGCCGGUGCAGGUCCCCUGGGAGAAGGACUACACGGAGGGACUGCCGAGUCUGGGUCACGCCAAAGGCUUGGGGGCGGCGAUGCAGGAUCGAGGCCUCCUGGAGGAGAUCGAGUCCAUGUGCUGCGUCGGGCCGGUGCUUCACAGCGGCCUGCAGCUCUCGCAGGUGCACUGCAACAGCAAAAGCCGCGGAGCACUCGUAACGUUCGAGGCACAGAAUCGCCGUGUCAACAGCAGGAAGACUGAGUGAGAAAUGCACAGUCCUGCAGGUGAAGCCUGUGGGAACAAAACAGAAAAAGCUGUUGGACAGGGACAAGGUCUUCCCCAGGGAGUGAUUUCUAUAACCGAUGCAAGAUGUCGAAACAUGUAGCAAUACACUCUACAGGUGCAUCUCAAUAAAAUACAGAAUUGUGAAAAACUGCAUUUAUUUCAAUAGUUUCACAUAUAAUGUAGAUUCACAACACCCAGUGAGAUAUUUCCUGAUUCAUAAUGUUCAUGGUUUUACAUUACGGUUAACAAAAAGCCAAGUCUCGAAAAUUUCGAAUACAGUGAGCACCUGCGUAUUUGUUUUUUGCCAUUCACAAAUUUAACUCAUAACAGAUUUUUUUUUUCUUUACUGUGGAACUAAUCUCCUUUUCGCCACCAAAAAGCUUAUCUUGUGCUUCAGCCAAAGCAUUAAAAGCUUUACUUUGGCACCAUCUUGUGGCAUUUUGCUGCUAAGGCUCUAUGUUGUUGUGAGUUGAGGAGUUUAAUUUUCACAGAAAUAUUUCUUAGCCGCCGUCUUGUGGCAUUGACUAGCAAUUUCAGGCCUUUUUGGAGGGUCUUCACACAGAUUUUCACUAUUUGCGGCGGGGCACGUAUGCUUUCCUGGGCAAAUAGCAGCUGUGUGCCCUGGACGACAAAAGAAACACUCCAAAUCAUUUUUACAUGUGGAAAUUAGGUGGCAUUUCCCUGUGUGUUAGUUAUAUCUACAAAAAUUGACCUACUGAGGAAAACAAAAACAUUUCCACCAAAUUGGAAUUCAUUGAGAUGCACCUGUAUAUCUGCCGAAGUAUUGGAGUGGCAUU